Sinocyclocheilus grahami is the source of this 831-nucleotide messenger RNA. RefSeq names its product gastrula zinc finger protein XlCGF8.2DB-like. Gene Ontology annotation, cellular component: nucleus. Gene Ontology annotation, biological process: embryo development; regulation of transcription by RNA polymerase II. Lineage: Eukaryota; Metazoa; Chordata; Actinopteri; Cypriniformes; Cyprinidae. The record is from RefSeq and is a predicted model, not a curated record. The annotation marks the transcript as partial. Gene Ontology annotation, molecular function: RNA polymerase II transcription regulatory region sequence-specific DNA binding; DNA-binding transcription factor activity, RNA polymerase II-specific. The transcript has a single exon.
AUUGAGAAGAGUCAAGAGCUGAAGGAUUUGGAAGAGAAAGAUCAUGAUUUAAAAAUUGGAGAAAAGAUGGAAUCUAACAGUUUUUUUAUCUGCCGUCAGUGUGGAAAGAGUUUCAAUCGAAAACAGAACCUUACGCUCCACAUGAAAGUUCACACUGGAGAGAGACGUUUCAUCUGUCAACAGUGUGGAAAGAGUUUUGCUCAAAAAGGAAGCCUUACAGUCCACAUGAGAGUUCACACCGGAGAAAAGCCUUAUACUUGCACUCAGUGUGGAAAGAGUUUUGCACAUAAAGGCAACUUUAAUUUCCACAUGAGAAUUCACAGUAGAGAGAGCUCCUUCACCUGCAAACAAUGUGGGAAGAAUUUCCCUCAAAAACAAAACCUGGCAAUCCACAUGAGGAUUCACUCUGGAGAGAAGCCUUACACUUGCACUCAGUGUGGGAAGAGUUUUGCUCAUAAACAUACUCAUAAUGACCACAUGAGAAGUCACACCGGAGAGAAGAUGUUCAUAUGUGGUCAAUGUGGAAGGAGUUUCAUACAUAAAGUAAGCCUUAAUCGCCACAUAAGGACUCACUCUGGAGAAAACCGUUUUAUAUGUAAUCUGUGUGGAAAGAGUUUUUGUCAUAAAUGUAGCCUCAAAAUUCACAUGAGAGUUCACACUGGAGAGAAGCCUUACACUUGCACUCAGUGUGGAAAGAGUUUCACUCAUCAACACAACUUUAGUUACCACAUGAGAGUUCACACUGGAGAGAAGCCUUACACUUGCACUCAGUGUGGAAAGAGUUUCACUCAUCAACACAACUUUAGUUACCACAUGAGAGUUCACACUGGA